Messenger RNA from Camellia sinensis, 4359 nucleotides. It is a transcript of the gene POLGAMMA2, whose product is annotated as polymerase gamma 2. Gene Ontology annotation, molecular function: DNA-directed DNA polymerase activity; 3'-5' exonuclease activity; DNA binding. NCBI's taxonomy places the organism in Eukaryota, Viridiplantae, Streptophyta, Magnoliopsida, Ericales, Theaceae. Gene Ontology annotation, biological process: DNA-templated DNA replication; double-strand break repair. The record is from RefSeq and is a predicted model, not a curated record.
UCUCUCUUUCUACUCACUUUCUCUCUCUACAUGGGCUCUCUGUUUCUGCUUCACAUUCAGAGGGGCUCACAGCCACCAGUUUCAGACAAAAAAAAACAAUAAACCCUAGCAAAACCCCCUUAUCAAAACGGCUACUUAUAUUCGUAACCCAAGCAUCAAGCUUGGAAGACUCGUAGAGGUCAUGGCUAUGGGGGUUUCUACUCAAACCACCCACUUUAAACCCUUCUCCUGCUUUUUCCCUCCUCUUUUCUGGGUUUCAAGUUCGACUGUGUCUUCUCGCUCCUUUUGGACUUCCUCCAGAAAAACUCUUCACAGAAAAGUCUUUCACAGGCAAGGAGACUGUGCACUUCACAAUGUUGCUGGUUCAUUAUCUAAUAUGGUUGUGUUUAGUAUUUCUUUUCAUUUUAAACAAGGUUCAAGUUAUAAUACCAUGUCAUUUGAUGAAAAAUAUAGGCAAGAUGACAUGGAACUUUAUCUUCCGUCUGCUCAAUUGAAGUUUGUGGUUCCUGUGCGGGCAAGCUACGCUUCUAAUUCAUUUGCUCGGAUGCUUCCGGAUCUCCCAAAUCAGAUUAAUUCUAAAGGAAACUCCUUCUCUGGGGGUUUUGGUAGUCCACAAAGGCUGGAGGAAGAGAAGAAACAAGGAGAUUAUCAGAGAGCAAGUGCUUCAAGUGCUGCUGGAAUACUGUGGCUUGAUGAGAAGAACAAAUUGUUUGAGGAGAAAAAAAAAUUAAGGAACAUGGGGAUGGCAGGUUGCAGUAAUAGUGAGAAUAGUUGUAGAUGUAAUGGAAGUGCAUCUGGUGGAACUACUGGAACGAUUGCGCAAAGUGAGCUGGAGGCUUUGCGAGAUGGCAGUGCUUAUGUUCCUGCACAAUAUUUUGAAGAUUCUUGCUUUGUGGAGGAUGACAAUACCAGCAGAGAAAUAGCUUUUCAAAGCCCAUUUGGCCAAGGAUACAUAGGUGAUGACCAAAUUAACCUACCAGUUCAUAGUCCAGCACAAAAACCCAACAAUGAGUGUAAUGUCAAGAGUGAACGAAACACAAGCUUCGUGCCUGGCUUGAUUAAUGAGGAUCUUGCUUCAUGUAUGCCAACUUAUGUUGAAGUGAGUAUUUCAGACAAUAACAAGCAGCUUACUAAAUCAUCCUCCAAACAAUAUUCAAGGAACAGUGCACAAUCUAAUGUUGGGAAUGGAGCUUUAAGAAGCUCAACGGUACAAAGGCAAUUGGUUAAUCCAAUAGUUCCACGAAUUUCUCCGCCUCCAUAUGAACCCGUUAGUCAGCAACAAAAAUAUUCUGGAAAUGGUAAAGGGCAUGAUAGUAUGACCAAGGGUCGUGUUUUACCUCAUUAUCUGAAGGAACAAGAUUUGUCUUUGGCGCAAACAUCCCCAAAAGAUAUCCAGCCUAAGGGUUCAUCAUCAGGGGAGUUCUUAAAGGAAGUGAAGGAAAUAAAUUCUAAACAACUUAAUGGCUCCACCAGUGAUGCACUCCAAAAAGAUCCAGCAGAUGGAAAUGUUGUAGGUGAAACCAGUAUUAAGCCAAUAACAGUUCACCAGCCCGAUCCUCGUAAGAGGGUUCUUCGCAUUUAUGACAAGGUUCUUGUAGUUGAUAAUAUCUCCAUGGCAAGGAAAAUUGUCAGAAUGCUUACAAAUCAGUACAGGCAUUGCGUCCAUGCAUGUGAUACAGAGGUGGCAAAUAUUGAUGUCAAGCAGGAGACACCUGUUAACCAUGGAGAAAUAAUAUGCUUCAGUAUUUAUCCUGGACCAGAAGCAAAUUUUGGUGAUGGAAAAUCUUGCAUCUGGGUAGAUGUUCUUGAUGGCGGCAGCAAGGAUCUUUUGGUUGAAUUUGCACCAUUUUUUGAAGAUCCAUCCAUAAAAAAGGUUUGGCACAACUAUAGCUUUGAUAAACAUGUUAUAGAGAACUACGGGUUUAAAGUGUCUGGUUUCCAUGCUGACACGAUGCAUAUGGCUCGAUUAUGGGAUUCUUCAAGACGAACAGAGGGUGGGUAUUCUCUAGAAGCUCUUUCAGGUGACCCAAAGGUGUGCUGUGAUACAAAUUCGAUUGGUAAAAUAUCAAUGAAAACCAUCUUUGGCAGGAAAAAGGUGAAAAAAGAUGGAUCUGAUGGAAAACUUAUCACCAUUCCCCCCGUUGAAGAGCUUCAAAGAGAAGAGCGGAAACCAUGGAUUUGUUAUUCUGCCUUGGAUUCAAUGAGCACACUAAAUCUCUAUGAGAGCUUGAAAAGCAAACUAUCACGAAGGGAAUGGAAACUUGGUGGAAAUAAACAAGGAUCAAUGUUUGACUUUUAUGAGAAAUACUGGCGCCCAUUUGGUGAGCUUCUUGUAGAAUUGGAAACUGAUGGGAUGCUGGUUGAUCGAGCCUAUCUUGCUGAGAUGGAGAAAGUGGCUCGAGCAGAGCAGCAGAUUGCUGCUAAUAGAUUUCGCAGUUGGGCAUCUAAGUAUUGUCCAGAAGCUAAGUACAUGAAUGUAGGAAGUGAUGCACAGUUACGCCAGCUUUUUUUUGGUGGAAUUCAAAACAGAAAGGACACAAAUGAGUUCCUUCCAGAGCAGAGGGAGUUUAAAAUUCCCAAUGUUGAGAAAGUAAUUGAAGAAGGCAAGAAGACUCCCACAAAAUUUCGUAAUAUUAAACUGCAUAGCCUAGUUUCUGGGAUAGAAGCUGAGAUUUACACUGCAAGUGGUUGGCCCUCUGUUAGUGGGGAUGCUUUGAAGACCCUUGCAGGGAAGGUUUCCGCAGAAUUUGAUUUUACGGAUGACUCUCAGUCAGAUGACAACAUCAUAAAUUUGCCUGAAACCAAGCUCUCAAAGGCAAAGGUUGGAGCUGUUAGUGAUGGCUCAGAAUCUGCCUAUGGUACAGCUUAUGCUGCAUUUGGAGGGGGGCAAAAUGGGAAGGAGGCAUGCCAUGCCAUUGCUGCUUUAUGUGAAGUUUGCUCUAUUGACUCUUUGAUAUCCAACUUCAUUCUCCCCUUGCAGGGCAGUCAUAUAUCAGGCAAGAAUGGGCGUAUCCAUUGUUCGCUAAAUAUCAACACGGAAACUGGGCGUUUAUCAGCUAGAAGACCAAAUUUGCAGAAUCAACCUGCUCUGGAAAAAGAUCGCUAUAAGAUCCGCCAGGCAUUUAUUGCCAUGCCAGGAAACUCCCUUAUCGUUGCUGAUUACGGACAGCUGGAACUUAGGAUUCUUGCACAUCUUGCCAACUGUAAGAGUAUGUUGGAUGCCUUCAGAGCUGGUGGGGACUUCCAUUCAAGGACUGCAAUGAAUAUGUAUCCACACAUUCGUGAAGCUGUCGAACAAAAGCGUGUGCUUCUUGAGUGGCAUCCUCAACCUGGUGAAGAAAAGCCCCCAGUUCCUCUAUUAAAGGAUGCUUUUGGUUCUGAAAGAAGGAAAGCAAAGAUGCUCAAUUUUUCCAUUGCUUAUGGAAAAACUCCAGUGGGUCUUGCCCGUGAUUGGAAGGUUUCUGUCAAGGAAGCAAAAGAAACAGUCAAUCGCUGGUACAAUGGGAGAAAAGAAGUUCGAGAUUGGCAGGAAGAACGCAAGAAGGAAGCUCGACAAACAAGAUGUGUUCACACAUUGCUAGGACGAGCCCGCCGGUUCCCUUCAAUGGAUCAUGCUACACCCUCUCAAAAAGGUCACAUUGAACGAGCUGCCAUCAACACCCCAGUCCAGGGUAGCGCUGCUGAUGUUGCCAUGUGUGCCAUGUUAGAAAUAUCAAGGAAUUCACGUUUGAAGGAGCUUGGAUGGAGGUUGCUUUUACAGGUUCAUGAUGAAGUAAUCCUUGAAGGACCAACAGAGUCUGCUGAGGACGCCAAGAUCGUCGUCGUCGAGUGCAUGUCUAAACCCUUUGACGGAAAGAACAUUCUUAACGUUGGCCUUUCUGUUGAUGCCAAAUGUGCUCAAAACUGGUAUUCAGCCAAGUAAAUAGUCGGCACAAUUCCCAGAACAGUCGAAUUUUGUCUCCCCACCCCUAGCAGCAGUGCAACGUGUGCACGGUGUGUCAAGCUUCCCACUGCGCAGCAGGUGUUUCAAUGGUACCUUGCACCUGGUGCAACAAUUGUGUGUUUCCAUAAGAGAAAUGGUUCUUAUAUUCAUGCUGACUUGGAAUUUCAAUUUUGUCCAUGUGGUAGUCAUGAUUUGGCUAGGGUUUGGGUUAGUAGUACAAAUAUUGGCUGCUUCGGUGAUUUUUUGUAAUACAUUUGAAAAAAUGAGACUAUGGGAGUGAUGCAUCGAUGUAUAUAGAAGUUUCUUACUAUUUUGCAAGGGAUUUUGUAUUCCCUUUGAUAUUGGAUUCCAUUGUUUUCUUGCAGAUACUAGGGCUUGUAUAUAUUUCAGCAUUAUUCUGAUUUCUGUUUCUUUAA